Messenger RNA from Pseudocercospora fijiensis CIRAD86, 1761 nucleotides. Its product is annotated as ethanolamine kinase. Gene Ontology annotation, molecular function: ethanolamine kinase activity; choline kinase activity. NCBI's taxonomy places the organism in Eukaryota, Fungi, Ascomycota, Dothideomycetes, Mycosphaerellales, Mycosphaerellaceae. The transcript has a single exon. Gene Ontology annotation, biological process: phosphatidylethanolamine biosynthetic process; phosphatidylcholine biosynthetic process. The record is from RefSeq and is a predicted model, not a curated record. Bases 241 to 1497 code for a protein of 418 amino acids. Gene Ontology annotation, cellular component: cytoplasm.
GGAGAAAGUCAGACUCCACAGCACACUGUUCAUCUUCAUCACUGCUCACUGCCGCCUUUUUGCACUCUCCCCCUCCCCCCCCCUUCCUCCUCCCCCUCCCCCUCCCCUCUGCCAACUUGGAACAUCACCUCAUUGAAGCGCACUGGCCACCAGUGGGCGCUUUCCAGUCCACUAUUGCACCUGCCAGCUGUCUAUAAUGAGAAAUUGGGCCACGACGGCUCGUUUAUCACAUCGCAGAAAAUGGCAAGCCCCCCGAACGCGUCUGCCGCCCACCGAGCAGACCAAGUCGACUCUCCUCUCGCCCUACGACACAUACCAAUCACCUUCGAUACCACGGAUCCCGAGAAGAGCGCCCUGCAACUCGUGCAAGAAUAUGACCGUUCGUGGGAGAGCGAGGAAGGACCAGUGCACUUCAUCCGCUUCACCGACGGCAUUACAAACACAUUGAUGAAAGCAAUCAAAAGGCGACCGGGCUUAACAGAACUCCAAAUAGACCAAAAUGCCAUUUUGAUACGAGCCUAUGGCAAGGGCACAGACGUGUUGAUAGACCGUGAAAGAGAGCUGCGAGCACACAAUCUUCUGGCAAAUCUUGGUCUUGCGCCUCCUCUGCUCGCGAGAUUUGACAAUGGUUUGAUGUACAAGUUCAUCCCUGGACAUGUGUGCUCGCAUACCGACCUUGCGAAGCCUGAGAUAUACCGCCAAGUCGCCUGGAGGCUAGGCCAAUGGCACAGCCUUCCCAUAUCUGCCAUAGCGACAACACCCAUCCUUGACAGCGAGCCGGAGACCCAAAAGCUCCUGGCUCCGAAAAACGGCAAUAACACUCGGCCGCACCCAAAUACGUGGAGUGUCAUGCGAAUGUGGUUACAAGCUCUGCCGCAAAACACUGACGAAGAGCGUGAGCGACUGAAUAUGCUAGGGACUGAGCUCGAUUGGCUGGAGUCUAAGCUCGGCAACACGAAAGGCUUCGACGGCAAGGACUUCGUCUUUGCCCACCAUGACUUGCUCUGCGGCAAUGUGAUUGUCGACAUCCAUUCAGAAGAGGAAGAGAAGCCUGUUCAGUUCAUCGACUACGAGUACGCUACUCCUGGACCUGCAGCCUUCGACAUUGCAAAUCACUUUGCUGAAUGGGCUGGGUACGACUGCGAGCACGAAGCCGUGCCAACGAAGUCACAACGCAAAGAAUUCCUGAAACACUAUGUCGCAUCCUACCGUUACCACUCAAUAUCCGACGAAGACACUUUGACGCUUGACAUCGAUUUCCAGAAAGACCUCGACACGCUCAAUGUACAGGUCGAUCUGUGGCGUGGAGUCCCUGGCUUCUAUUGGGGAAUUUGGGCACUCAUCCAAGCCACGAUCAGUCAAAUCGACUUCGACUACGUCAAGUAUGCAGAAGGAAGAUUAAAGGAGUAUUGGUCUUGGAAAGAGGAAGUGACAGGCACUCGCAAGAAGGAGGGCCGUGAUAUGUACGUGCGAGAAAAGAAAUGGCAGUCUGAGUGAGCUCAGAGCGAGUCAUGAACAGGUCAUUCAACCACCUGAAGUCACAACAGCUUUCGACACGAUGGGCUGGACCAAGCAGGCACAAUAGAAGACAGCAUGGAAGGGGUGUACGAUGCGAGCUGACUCCAAAAGCACGGCACACAGAACGGAAGUUGAAAUUGUCCGAUUUGCUCCGCUCGUCUUCAACAAACACCAUACCCGCCGCCGAAUGUGCCGCACCGAGCUUCUUGUUAAUAGUUAAAAAUUCUAAUACGCUUUCUUGCC